Messenger RNA from Tetrahymena thermophila SB210, 2700 nucleotides. RefSeq lists its product as hypothetical. NCBI's taxonomy places the organism in Eukaryota, Ciliophora, Oligohymenophorea, Hymenostomatida, Tetrahymenidae. The transcript has 10 exons. The record is from RefSeq and is a predicted model, not a curated record.
AUGUUUACAGAUAGAAAUUUACAUAGUAAAAGUAAUUAGAAUUUAAGAGAUUAGACUGGAUCUUUUGGAGAUUUAGACAAUGUUGCUUAGAUCUCAUCAAAAAAAUACCUGAAAACUAUUUCUUCGCCUCAAAUACUUGCAAGAAAAAAUCACUAAUAGGUUAAUUAGAAUAAGUUUAGUGUUAAGCUUGAGCCAUUAUAACUAAAUCACAAUCAAAAAUACUAAAAUAAUACUUAGAAUAGUUUAAUAGAUAAUUCAGACUAUUAUUUGCAGUAGGGAGUGUCUACUGGUAAAUCUUAGGUUUCAAAAAUAGAUUUAAGGUCUUCAUAAGUAAUCGAUGAAAGUGGAAAUAACUCUUAAAAAAAUUCUACUACAGCAAGAUAAGCAGAAGGUGGCUUAUAAAAUGAAUUAGAUAUUCGCAAUAAUUCAACACCAUAAAUUAAAAAAAGCAUGAAUAUGACACCUAUAAAAAGUACCAAAAAUUCUGAAUUUUCAAGCAGAAGGUUUAAUGAAACAUCUAAAAGCAUGAUGCAAAAAUCACAAAAUGAUGAAUCCUUACUUGAGAAUCAAAGCUACUUUAAAUUAUUUGAAACAAACAAGCGAAUAACAAUAUAAAAUCAAAAAAGAGAAGAAGCUCUUAAUGAAUUAAUAUCAUAGAUUUAGAGUUUUUUAAACUAGUAGCCAAAUCAUUAGUAAAAAGAAGCUACUACUAUAUCAGAAGCUCUCAAUCAUCUAAUGGUAACAAUAGAAAAUGCAUAGAAAAAUGAAAUGGAACUAAAUAAAGCAAUGAGGGAAAUGCAUAAACAGUUAAAAGAAAACCUUAAACUUUAGAUGGAGAGUGAAAUUUAUAAAAACCAAACUAAGUUAGGCUCAGAGGAGUUGUUUCUAUAUAAAUAAAAAUAUGAUGGAGCUUAGGCAGACAUCAGAUAGCUUAAGAAAGAAAAUAUUUAGCUGCACCACAUCAAUGAUGAAAUUAGAAAAAAAAAUUAAAUUUAUGAGAAGAGACUUGAGCUACUCUCAGAUUUUAAUCCAGAGAAAAAAAUAACUAUGGAGUCAAAUUUAAACGACUCUUUUAUUAACUAAGAUAAAAACUAGUCUUUUGAAAAUAGCAACAAAAAGCCAUCGCAAGAAGAGAUUAAAAGUAUGAAUAAAAUAUAGCAAGAUAAAAGUGAAAAAAAUAAUUAAAGCAAAGCUCCACCUGCAUUAUAUAAGAAUGGUUAGAUGCAAAUUGUCCUAGCUGAACUAGUGAAAGAAAAUGAAAAUUAUAAGAAGCAAUUAAAGAUGAAGGAUUAAGAAAUAGAGAGAUUAAAAGAACUUAACUAUAAAUAGUAAGACAAAAUGAAUAGAUUAUACAAAAAAAUAGAUAUGAUAAAAAUGAAAAGGACAAACAAAGAUGAAGAUAAUAAAAAUAGUAAUAAUCAUAAUGAUGAGGAUAAAUUCAACUUUGAAAAAAAUGAAUUACCAGUUUCAACAGAUUUUAAAGUUCAAAAUAUAUCACUUAGAUAGUAAAAUUUCUUAAGUGAUUUAUAAGAGUAAGGAAAAGAGAGCUACCUAAGUUAAUUUGAGGAUGAUAAAAAAGAUUAAGUCGAACUCAUAAUUUCUUAACUUAGCUCCUAUAGAGAGUAUUCAGAAAAAGUUAAUUCUAUGAUCCAUGAAAUUAUGUAUUUAAUAAACUUUACUAGUAUUAAUGAUAUAAUGGUAUACGUAAGUAGAAAUUUUAAACAAAACUUCUAAGCUGAAAAUGUUCAUUUAUGGGUCAGAGAAGCCGAAACCGGAAUUUUAAGAACUUAUAAUUAAUAAGGCAAAGAAUUGAGAGCUUUAACAACGAAGGGUAUAUUUUAAAAGUGCAUUGACUAAUAAAAAAUUAUUAACUACAGUUCUUCUAAAGAAGUAACACUAUAUCAAAAUACUGAUGGUCACUUAGUUUGCCAAGAUAAAUGCGUUGUAUUUCCCAUAUAUCUACAAAGCUCUCAAAAUAAUCCAUAAAAUCAAUAUCUUGUUGGAAUUUUUGAGGUCAGCAAGCUUUUUAGCGAUAGAAUGGAAUUGGAUGAGUAGUAUUUAUCUAUUUUCCUGACUAAAUUUUUGCGCUAUAUAUUCAAGAAAUUGCAUGAAUGGAAUGUAGUCACUAAUUAAUUAAGAACUUCUACGAUGAAUUAAGAAUUUUUUUAAGAGCUCUGCACUAGUAAAUCGAAAUAUCAAUUUUCUCAAAUUAUCAAAAAAUGGGCUAGUUCUAUUUUACAAUCAAAUGCUGCCUAAUUUGUAUUUGUAGAAGAUGAUUAUAUUAUUUUGUAUUAAUCAAACUCUUAAAAAAUCUAAGUAUCAUCAAAAAUCAGCUUAACAAGCUUGAUAAUAUAAAAUAAAAAAUCUAUGAUAUUUUAUGAUAGCAACAAAUAAGUAGAAUACUAAAAAGAUAUUGAUGUACAGUCUAUUCUGCCAAUUUAUUAUCAUCCAAUAAUAAUUGAAGAUGAAACUCAGAAGCUUAGUACUAACAAUGAAAAUAAAUUUGAUGAAACAAAAUCGAAAAAAGUUGUUGGAGUUGUAUAAUUUGUAAUUAAGUCUAGGAAGUAAAUAGCUUAAUCAUAAAUAAGCGAGAUAAUAAUUGUUGAUUAGGGAUUAUUAAGCUAUGACAUUGAUUACAAAUGUUUUUGUGAAUACAUACAGUCAGCAUAUGAAUUGGUCUUUGGUAAUAAAAAUAGCUGA